Molecule: messenger RNA, 1026 nt
Organism: Guyanagaster necrorhizus
Lineage: Eukaryota; Fungi; Basidiomycota; Agaricomycetes; Agaricales; Physalacriaceae
Product: UDP-galactose transporter
Exons: 8
Biological process (GO): transmembrane transport
Source: RefSeq, a predicted model, not a curated record
GUUCCGCCUAUAGUUUGCUAUUGUUGCGCCUCCAUUGUUAUGACCCUCGUGAACAAGUUUGUCGUGUCAGGCGCAAACUUUUCGAUGAACUUCUUGCUCCUCUGUAUUCAAUCGACUGUGUGUGUCGCAUGCGUCACUGUUGUAAAAAAACUCGGAAUUAUUUCCUUUCGGGCAUUUGAUAUGCAAGAUGUGAAGGCGUGGUUUCCUAUCAGCUUCAUGCUUGUCUUUGUCAUAUACACGGGUUCAAAGAGCUUGCAAUACCUCUCGAUCCCAGUGUAUACUAUCUUCAAGAAUUUGACGAUCAUACUCAUCGCGUAUGGCGAAGUUCUCUGGUUUGGGGGACGGGUAUCUGGGUUGACUUUUGUCUCGUUUAUAUUCAUGGUCAUAUCCUCCAUAAUAGCUGCUUGGUCUGACAUCUCUAUGGCCAUGGAAGAUGCUACAUCUAUGGGGUUCAAUGACGUUACCUUGGAGAACUUAAGGUCGAUGACCGGCGCCGUACAGCAUCUGAACAUUGGUUACUUUUGGAUGCUGGUAAACUGUUUAACGAGCGCGGCCUAUGUCCUCACGAUGCGCAAAAAAAUUAAAGUAACGGGCUUCUCCGACUGGGAUUCUAUGUUCUAUUCCAAUCUUUUGUCAAUACCAGUCCUCUUAGUUUUCUCUAUGAUCGUGGAGGAUUGGGGCUCCGAAAGUCUCGCUCGUAACUUUCCAGCAGAUACACGGCACAUCCUGUUACUGGCCAUUGCAUUUUCGGGCGCGGCUGCCGUUGGCAUCUCGUUUACUACUGCCUGGUGUAUCAGAACGACCAGUAGUACGACCUACAGUAUGGUGGGAGCUCUGAACAAACUCCCUGUUGCAGCUUCUGGGAUGUUAUUCUUCGGAGACCCUGUGACGUUAGGAUCUACAUCGGCCAUUGGUGUAGGAUUUUUUGCUGGUGUCCUUUAUGCGGUGGCGAAGAACAACCAGAAGAAGGCAGAGGUUCGAGGACAAGGUGAUUCGGUCAUUCCUUUAACCAACCGCAAACCGUGA